Molecule: messenger RNA, 2779 nt
Organism: Amborella trichopoda
Lineage: Eukaryota; Viridiplantae; Streptophyta; Magnoliopsida; Amborellales; Amborellaceae
Product: Galactose oxidase/kelch repeat superfamily protein
Molecular function (GO): protein binding
Source: RefSeq, a predicted model, not a curated record
CUGACACUAUAUAAGCAUAGGUCAUAGCUGCAACUCUCCAAGGGCAAAAUGCCAACCCAUCUCAACUUUUUCUACAUAGUGGUUUAGGUUUGUGGGUACCCAUGGAUUGAAACCCAUCUCUUUCUUGAAAAUUAUAUAUGCUUUUCUUGUUCUUUUUCUCCUCUUACAGGUCUAAAACCAAUUUCUUCUUAGCAAUCUUGCUGUAAUAAAACCCAUUUCAUGUCUCUCUCUUCUUCUCUCUCUUAACAAAAAAAACCCAUUUCUUCUCUUCUAAGCUCUCUCAUCCUAUCUCCAUAACAAAACCCAUUUCCUCUCUCUACCGAAGACCUUUUCUUUUUCUUUUCUUACGGGGAAAUGGGUUACAGUGAGUGUUUUUUCUCUCUUCUAAUUCUGUUUGUCCCCUCUUUUUCUUUUUAUGGGGUGGGGAUGAGAGAUGGAUUUGCUUUUUAAUAUUUGAGUCUUAGUUGAUUGAUCGAGUCUCCCAUAGCGCUCUCUCUCUCUCUCUCUACCCUUUGUUUUUAUGGGAGGGUGGAUGAGUUUUUUGGAGUUUAAUUUAGUUGGUUGAAAGUUUGGGCUACAAUUAUGCACACAAGUUCAGUGUGAGGGGUGGAAAUCUAUUUCUCUCUCUCAUAUCUUCUGUAUACUGUCGCUCCUCUUUUUAUUUUUAUUUUUGUUUUCUGGUAUUGGGCUUCUUCUUCUUCCCCGUUCCUGGGUGCAUUGACCUUAAACUCUACAACUUGGGAUUGGGUUUUCUUUCCUCUUCGUACUGUCUCAUUUUUCGUUUGUGGUUGUUUUGUUUAAAUGAGUGUUUCAUUGGGAGGAUUGGGUUUUCUGGUGCUGAUCUUGUUUUCGGUUGAUUUGGGUUGUUGAUCAUGCCGAUGAAGGACUCAGAUUGAACUUGAAAUGGAGAGAGGGGUUCAUCCUCCUUUGGUUGACACUGCAGCAUGCUACUGUCGAGUUGACACAGGCCUCAAGACCGUUGCAGGAGCAAGAAAGUUUGUCCCAGGCUCAAAACUAUGCAUCCAACCUGACAUCAAACCAUCCAUCCACUCCUCUCGAAACAAGGUCAUUCGUGGUGAUAGAAGUCGAGGCCAAUCUCCAUUGCUCCCUGGCCUUCCUGAUGACCUAGCCAUUGCAUGCUUGAUCAGAGUCCCUCGAGUCGAGCAUCGAAAGCUCCGCUUAGUCUGCAAAAGAUGGUACCGUCUCUUGGCUGGAAACUUUUUCUACUCUCUUCGCAAGAGCCUUGGAAUGGCUGAAGAAUGGAUUUAUGUUAUCAAGAGAGACAAAGAAGGGAAGAUAUCAUGGCAUGCUUUCGAUCCAGUGUAUCAGCUCUGGCAGCCACUUCCCCCUGUUCCUGGUGAGUAUUCAGAGGCCCUUGGGUUUGGUUGCGCUGUUUUAAGUGGUUGCCACCUCUAUUUAUUUGGGGGAAAAGACCCAUUAAAGGGCUCAAUGAGGAGGGUCAUAUUUUAUAGUGCCAGGACUAAUAAGUGGCAUCGAGCACCUGAUAUGCUUAGGAGAAGGCACUUCUUUGGGUCCUGUGUGAUAAACAAUUGCUUAUAUGUGGCAGGUGGGGAAUGUGAGGGAAACCCCAGGUCUUUGAGAUCUGCCGAAGUAUAUGAUCCCAACAAAAAUAGAUGGUCCUUUAUAGCUGAUAUGAGCACAGCAAUGGUGCCAUUUAUUGGGGUGGUUUAUGAAGGAAGGUGGUUCUUGAAAGGCCUUGGGUCUCACCGCCAAGUUAUGAGUGAGGUGUACAUUCCCGAGUCGAAUAAUUGGAACCCAGUUUAUGAUGGCAUGGUUGCAGGGUGGCGAAACCCUAGUGUAUCAAUUAAUGGUGAAUUAUAUGCAUUGGAUUGUAAGGAUGGUUGCAAAAUUAGGGUUUAUGAUGGGGCAACAGAUUCAUGGAGUAGGCACAUAGACAGUAGGCUCCACUUGGGAAACUCAAGGGCAUUGGAGGCAGCAGCCCUUGUUCCACUUAAUGGAAAGCUUUGCAUUAUUCGAAACAAUAUGAGCAUCACUUUAGUGGAUGUUUCGAAGUCUGAUGAAUCGAGAAGGGUGGGUCAGCUUUGGGAGACUAUUGCAGGAAAGGGACAUUUCAAGACUUUCGUGACAAACCUCUGGUCAAGUAUUGCUGGACGAAACCGACUCAAGAGCCAUAUUGUUCACUGUCAAGUGCUACAAGCAUAAGCUUCACUGUGCUUAAUAUGAUCGGCCCUCUGGUUUAAAAGAACAAAUCAAAGUCUGUAAUGGGGGUCUUCCUGUUUGGCUGUUGUCGCAGAAGGCUCAAUCACAGCUAAUGUUGUCGCAGAAGGCUCAAUCACAGUUACCAGCCAUUAAUGGCCAAUUUAAAGUUCAUAUUUGCUUGAAUUUAUUUUAUAUGAAGCAAGGUUGACCUUUUUGGAUCAAAAUACAACAUACAAAAAAACUCAUUUGGGUGAAGGAAGAGAUCUGCAGCGGGCUUAGCAGUGCGUGUCUUUAUCUUGCAUGGAUGGCUAGAUGCUUUGAUGGCUGGUUUUAGGUUCAGAGGAUGGAAGAGUAAAGUGAACAAGGAAUCAGAAUAUAGGUUUUGAGAUCGUAACUCGAGCUUGUCCAUCUCAAGAAAGCUAGUUACUCUCAGAUCUAGAAUCUAUAAAGGUUCUCAUUCAUAAAGCUUUUAUCUCAUGCUCUAUGAUUUAGAAAACUGUAGUAAAUAUCGGUAAAUACUAUGUAUUAGACAGACCUAAAGUUCAUUCCUUACAUUUAGAUCUGGAAAAUGCUUUUAUUUUUUGUUGUGCUUGUUCUA